This is a messenger RNA of Chlorella variabilis, 1113 nucleotides long. RefSeq lists its product as hypothetical. Bases 1 to 1113 code for a protein of 370 amino acids. NCBI's taxonomy places the organism in Eukaryota, Viridiplantae, Chlorophyta, Trebouxiophyceae, Chlorellales, Chlorellaceae. The record is from RefSeq and is a predicted model, not a curated record. The transcript is spliced from 11 exons.
AUGAGGCAGGAGCGAGUGCUGGUGCUGCAAGGCUGGCUGUUUGAUGAAGGGGCCGACUCCUACCCAGACAUAUCCGCCAACUCCAUCCCGCCCAACCCCACCUGCUGCGGCAACAACACCGCCGGCGCCGCCUUCACCUCCAACGGCCAAGCGCUUGUGACCGUCAACGGUGGCCACGCGCCCGUCAUCCACAUGCGCAGCGGCGAGUGGCAGCGCUGGCAGCUGGUGUAUGCCGCCUACAUGCGCUAUGUUGAUCUCGCUCUGGAGCCUGCCUCAGCUGCUGCAGCGGCAGCAGAUUCAGACCAGCAGCAGGAGCCUGGCACCGCAACCUGCGAGCUGGCGCUGCUGGGGAAGGAUGGCAUAUGGCUGAUGCAGAUCCCCAGGAGCGUGCCGCACCUGCUGCUGCCGGCGGGAGGCAGGGCAGAUGUGCUGGUGCGCUGCCGCGGCCUUCCAGGAGCAGAGGCUGUGCUCUCCAGCGGCUUUGGGCCUAUGUCGCAGCCGCCACACAUGUGCGUCGUGCCCAGCUGCACAGUGAUCACGCAGCCGGUGGUCGCCAGAAAUGAGGCCUGCACCCCGCUGCGAGGCAGCUACGUUGCUGACCUGCGCGACUCAGCGCUGGCGGCGGCGGGCGCCACCAACAAGGCAGAACUGCUGCCUGCUGCUGGACGCACUGUGGUGCGUGACACAGUCAUCUUCUCCCCAGUCGACCCCAAGAUUCCAUCUGAGGACUGCUUUGUCAAUGGCAAGCCCUUCAGCCUGCCUGAUCCGGCACCUCUGCGCGUGCCUCUUGGCAGCGUGAUGGAGUGGACCCUGGGUGUCCCCUCUGCAUCAGCCGACAACCUGGCCCGCUGGGCGCAGCUGACUCCGUACUUCCAGGUUGGGGACUGGCACGACGUCGUCUUCCUGCCCGCGGAUGCUCCCGCCGGCGGCGCAGCCGCCGUGCGCUUCCAGCCGGGGCCCUGGUCCGGCUACUCUGUGCAUCACUGCCACUUCCUUAUGCACGAAGAUACAGGAUGCAUGAAGGUGGUAAAGUGGGAGUGCCCUGGCAGCCCCGGCGACAGGCAGCCUGGGGUGUGCUGCAGCUGGGAGCCGCCGGUGCCGGGGACGUACUGA